AUGGCGGGAAAAAGCGACAUCGAUAAACAUGGCGGGAAAAAGAAUUCUUUGGGACGGCAGGGCAUCGAUAACAGGGUUGCAGCAAAAACAUCAGAAGUCUUAUACAGUGACAAGGGCUGCAGCGUCACAUUGGCGGGAAUUUUGUUGAAGCGCAGCAAGACAUCAGCGGUGGUAAAACGGAGCUGGAGCAGGACGACGGGGGCAUUUUGGAUAAAUUGCCGGGCAAUUCAUGCCAAUCCUUGGCAUAUGGCAAAUCCGAUAGCAUCAUCCAUGGCAACUGGUAACAUCGUGACGUGGAUGGGUGGCAACGCUCUCAGAGACAUGGAAGAGAAUUGCCAUAAUUUAGUAAAAGAUUGCUGCAGUUCCGGGAAAAUGGCAUAACUUUAAACAAAAUGGCACAAAAGUGGACGGACGAGGGCAGCUCCAAAAACAUAAGA
Molecule: messenger RNA, 437 nt
Organism: Drosophila bipectinata
Lineage: Eukaryota; Metazoa; Arthropoda; Insecta; Diptera; Drosophilidae
Source: RefSeq, a predicted model, not a curated record